This is a messenger RNA of Sugiyamaella lignohabitans, 2526 nucleotides long. RefSeq lists its product as uncharacterized. Bases 1 to 2526 code for a protein of 841 amino acids. The transcript has a single exon. The record is from RefSeq and is a predicted model, not a curated record. NCBI's taxonomy places the organism in Eukaryota, Fungi, Ascomycota, Dipodascomycetes, Dipodascales, Trichomonascaceae. Gene Ontology annotation, molecular function: syntaxin binding.
AUGCCUUCUAAAUCCAAAAAGCGAAGGCAGAACCUUCUCGCCAAGCAAGAACUUGUCGAAAAUAAUAAAAAUGCAGGCUCUACAUCUCCAAAUACUCCAGUUGAAAAUGGUAGCACCUCUGUAACAGAAUCUAGACCGAAUGGCAGCAGCGGCGAACAAAAAACGAUAGUGGAUCCAGAAAUGCUCAAAGCUUUCACCAAGGGAAGACCAGCAGAAGCUUCAAGUACGGUUGCAUCAACGACAAAUAAUAAUGCAGUAGUAAAUGGGCAUACUCAGGAGGGUGGUCAAUAUACUGGGGGAGCCUAUCAUGAUGAGUAUGAUGAAGAAUUAGAUCCCGAGCUGACCAAGACCAGCAUUCAAAGACUUUUAUCUGACACACGACAUCCUGUUUUAUACGAUGUUCCUGAUCACGUAAACCUGAACCCAAGGCAAGCUCUAAGCCAUCCCAUGCUUUCAAUGUCAAGGGAUGAUUAUGUUUUUAGGCAAAAUCUUGUGUUUCGGGAACUUACUGGGCAUCAGUCAUGGCGGCACAAGAAAGAAGCUGAUUUAGAUAAUGAAGCAGAGGAUGAACUAUUGAUGAAGAUGCUUGAAAUAUUUAUUGCUGGUCAGGAUGAAUUGACUUACAACGAGUACAUGGAACAGAAGUACAUCAUCGACAUUGUGGAGGAGGCAGCGGAAAGUGCUGCAAGGUAUAUUAUUGCUAAUCCUACUUUAAACGCCAAGGUUCGUGCCCUAGUUAUAAAUUACGGAAAGCUAAAAGCCCAAGUGGCCAAAUUACAGGGUGAAUUCCUAGAGCUAUCAGCGGCUAGGAGUGUUGGAGAUAGGGAUCGUGAACAUCUGCAAACUGUUUUAGCAGGUGAAGUUGUCAAGCGUGUCCGACUUGAACAUAUUUGCCAAGGUAUGCAAAACAAAAUCGAACAGAUACAGUCUGAAGCGGAACGAAAGUUGGAUAACGUUGGCAGAGAAUUGGACGAGCUACAUUCAAAUGCAAGAGAGCAAGAGAAAACACUUGAUCAGGCGCUUGCGAACAUUGAGAAAAGGGAAGCAGAAAUGAAAGCAAGGUAUGAAGAGCAAGAAAAAAUGCUUCAAGAAAGGUUCAAAUUAAGAGAGGAAUAUUUAAUCUCGAACUUUAAAGCAAAAACUGAAGAACUACAGGAAGCAUUUAGGACGAAGAGUGAAAGUCAGAUGGAACUAAUAAAAUCAGAGAUAUUAGAGCUACGGCGACAGGUUAAGCAGGUUUUUAAUAACGAUAUUGCCCCUCUUGUUCCCUAUGAUGAUGGACACCAUUCAAAUUCAGCGAAUACUGUACUAGAGCCCCCUGAUUCAACAGGGGUGCCAGAACUUCUCGACUUAUUUUUGAAAUCGACCUCUUCUGCUGGCAAUAGCCAGUCUUCAGCCAUUUCUUCCACGUCUGAAAUAUCACGUCAGGAAAAGCUGAAACUUCUGAUGCGAAAAUUUUUCGAGCAAUAUGCAGCACGGGAGAAAUAUUACAAGUCCACUAUUCGCGAUAAGGAUCUCCAGAUUCAAAUAUAUCUUAUUCGCGCGAAACAAGAAAGGGCAUCUGCCGAAACUGAGCGUAAACGAGCACAGGUUUUAAGAGACGAAGUCGCGACAUCGGCCGUGUCUUUAUCUAAGGCACUUUCUGCUCUGAAGUCAUACGUAGAAAGGUUUGCCAAAUUAGAUACUCUUGUUGAGAAGUUGAGAAAAAUGCUUGACGGCUCAUUUGAUAAGAUUACGGAGCUUCAGGGUCUUAUUAAAACGGUUUCGAAGGAAAAUUUGAGGGCCACGGCCAUGAUGUCCCGUACAGAAAAGGUUUUGGAAAUGACAUCAAAUAUAGCUGAUGAAAGAGAUUCGCUGAAGGCGAAAGUGGGUACCUUGGAGAACUUAUGCAGGUCUUUAGCAAAUUCAAAGACCAAGUUACAAAACGACUUAUCAGUUCAAAAAGCCCUGGUUCGGGAAAUGAGAAGCCAGGCUAUCUCAGCAGUUGGCAAUGUACCUUCGAUAUAUAAUGAGGCUAACGAUUCAGAUAAACGACAAGUUGAUAGGACCGCACAGAUCCAUGAGGAACUUGAGCGAAACCUUGAUUUCAUAUCCCCAGAUGAAGCUGCAAGGAAGUCGGCAGAACACCGCCAUUUUUAUGAUCUGACUAAUCAGCUUAGGAAAUGGGAUGAUGCACAUCCGACCCAAGAACCAAGAUCGUCGACUGCCCUCAAAGCUUUUGGCUUCAAAAGUUUUGAUGCGAUGGACAAUUUUGUUCAGUCUCCAAAGGGCGUAUUGGGGACAUGUGGUGAAGAAUGUCCCCUCCAUGGUAUAGGUUCAAUUUACAGGCCAAUGUGGGAUGAGUACAUUUCCAGGCUGCCUGGCUUUGAGAGAGAGGAUGAUGACUCUACUGUCGGCUCUUCCUCUGCUGGGAGCUCAUCACAUACCGGCCACACAAAACGGUUUUUUGGACCAGAGCGACCACCGCAUAUGCAGAAGACUAUAAAGAAGAAACUACCCUCAUUUCUCAGUUACAACAUCAGCUAG